Molecule: messenger RNA, 1356 nt
Organism: Mesorhabditis belari
Lineage: Eukaryota; Metazoa; Nematoda; Chromadorea; Rhabditida; Rhabditidae
Source: the annotation of a GenBank genome assembly
AUGACUGUGUUGAGCAAAUUUGUCGCUGGCACACUCGGCAUGAAGGUGCUGACGACGAAUUGCUACGAGACGUGUCACACAUGGGAACCCGAUUGCACGAAAGCUAUUCAGGCAGCCGUCCCUGAGGCGCUUCUCUUCAGCCUGCGAACGUAUGCGAUUUUUUAUGCGCUAGGCGAACUCGUCUCGACGAAGGGUGAUCCAAGGAAAAUCCGAUGGAAGCGCUUGCUCGCAGCGAUUUCUCGUUCAUCGCUUUUUUUGACGACGAAUUUAGUGAUGUAUUUGUGGUAUAUGUGCAGAAUUCGAAAUUUGAUGGGCUUCUGGACGUGGCCAACACUUGGUUUAACGAACGGACUUCUUUCGUCAUUCACAGCGAUUCUGAUUGAGAAACCGGCACGGCGACCCGCUUUGGCAUUAUAUUUGACGAAUUUGGCCUCCGAGACAGCCUAUCGACAAGCGGUCAGCCAUGGGUAUUUACGUUUCAUCCCAAAAGGACAAUGGAUUGUUUUCUCGCUUGGCCUCGGGCUGUAUUAUUGGUUGAAAGGCGAGGGAAGACUCGAGGCGUCUGGUGGUGGAGGGCUUUUAGAAAAGAUCCAGGGCAUCGACGAGCACGCAGUUUUGCCCAGCUGGUUGUGGACAAAGUUGCCGACAAAAUUGAGGGAAUAUUUGAUUGAGCUGAGAAAAGGAGACAAAGGGGAUGAGUGCGGACACGAGUUUUCAUGUGCAUCGGCCGUAGUCGAGCCAUCUCUACGCAAUUUUGUGAUCGGUUUUGGUGUGUCGAGUUGUUUAACGAUUUUGAGAAAUCUUAAAACAUUGAAGAAACAACCAUUAAAGAUUCUCUUCACAUUGUUAAGCAAAAAUAAUUUCCGAAUCCCGGCUUUUAUCGCGUUGAUGCCAUUUUUGUAUAAUACGAUGAAUUGUGGUUUACGACGAUGGAUUCCUGGGGAAAAUUGGGAAACGACGAGAAAAACGGUAGCCGGCUUGGUAUCCGGGGUGGCGAUGCGUGCUUUCCCGAAUGUCACUAUCGCAAUGUACAUGCUAUGGAAAGCGAUCUCGCAUCUUUUCGAGGAUUUACUCUCAAAGGGAUAUCUUCCAAAAAUCCCGCAUGGAGCGACGCUUUUGUACACACUGGCCACAGGAUAUGUGCUUUUUGUGGCAGCGAUCGAACCGCAUUCGUUACGGAGUGGAUAUUAUGAGUUUUUGAUGGGAUUAAGCGGCAAUCGGCUGGGUUUAUUGAAUCGAAAAUUGUUCGAUGGAGUCGGCUUCAACUCGUCGAAAAUGUUUCCGCAUUUUUUCCCGAUUUUAAAUCACCGUUUUGUCACCAGGAACACAAUGGAAUACCAUCCGAUUCCAAGGGUU